Canis lupus familiaris (dog) is the source of this 2106-nucleotide messenger RNA. RefSeq names its product fatty acid amide hydrolase. Bases 149 to 1882 code for a protein of 577 amino acids. The record is from RefSeq and is a predicted model, not a curated record. Gene Ontology annotation, biological process: fatty acid catabolic process. The transcript is spliced from 17 exons. Lineage: Eukaryota; Metazoa; Chordata; Mammalia; Carnivora; Canidae. Gene Ontology annotation, molecular function: fatty acid amide hydrolase activity; amidase activity.
UCACACCCACAGGAGCGACACAGGCUUCUCAGAGCUUGGACGCCUCUCACGCUUGUCUCUGCCAAAGCCUUUUCCUCUGCAUCUCCUGGGGCACGAGGGCUUGGUCCCGGGAGGCCCAGGGAGCAGUUGCUGUGUCCAAACAGGUUCCAUGAUGCCUGGGGUGGCUUGGCUGCUGGUCCUGCUCCUGCUGGCCCUGCUGGGGGCUGCCCUGCGUUCCUGGCAGCGUGCUCCAGCGCGGAGCAAGAUCCCCAGGGCACAGAAGCGCCGGGUGGAGGCACUGCAGCGGAUGGAAGCCCUGGCACGGCGUCUCCGGGAGCAGGAGCCGUCCCUGGACCCCAGGCCCAUCCUGGAGCUGCCGCUGGACAGGCUGGUCCAGAAGCUGCGGGAUGAAGAGCUCAGUCUGGAGAGUGUCCUCUGUAGCUACUUAGAGGAGGCGCUGAAGGUGCACCAGGAGGUGAACUGCCUGACGGAUUUCUUGGACGAGUGUGAGGAACAACUGCAGGCAUUGAAGAAACUCAAGAAGACUGAGAGAGGCCUUCUGUAUGGGGUCCCCAUCACCCUGAAGGACCCCUACAACUGCAAGGGCCAUGACUCUACGUGUGGCCUGGCCCAGUUCCUGGAGAAGCCAGCGGCCAAGGACGGGGUCAUUGUGAAAGUGCUGAAGGCCCAGGGAGCUAUUCCCUUCGUUAAGACCAACAUCCCCCAGACACUGUUCAGCGCUGAGUGCAGCAACCCCAUCUACGGACAGACUCUGAACCCUCUGCGCUUAAAGAAGUCACCGGGGGGCUCCUCGGGGGGCGAGGGAGUCCUGUUUGCACAAGGGGGUUCCAUCCUGGGCAUGGGUACUGACACCGGAGGCAGCAUCCGCAUACCAGCCAGCUUUUGUGGUGUCUGUGGCCUCCGGACAACAGGAUACCGUCUCAGCUACUCCGGAGUUGCCUCUGCUAUCAAGGGCCAGAAAUCAGUGACCUCGGUGGCUGGCCCCAUGGCCCGGGAUGUGGAGAGCCUGGUGCUGUGUCUGCGAGCCCUGCUAAGUGAAGACAUGCACCGACUGGACCCCACUGUGCCUUUCAUGCCCUUCAGGGAGGAGAUAUACUCCAGUAACCAGCCCCUUCGAAUUGGCUACUGUGAAUCAGAUGGCUUCACCCAGCCAUCUCCGAGCAUGGCCAGGGCCAUGAGGCUUACUUCCAGGCUGCUCCAGGAUGCAGGACAUCAGGUCAUCCCCUUCUCCAUCCCCCGCAUAGAGUAUGCUGUCAAACACCUGUUCGUGGGGGGUCUGUUUGCUGAUGGAGGAGCCACCCUUCUGGAGAAGCUUGAAGGAGACAUUGUGGACCCUUGCAUGAAGACAAUGAUCAACCAGCUCCGCUUGCCAGACCUACUCAAGUGUUUCUUGGCCUGGAUCCUGAAGUACAUAGAACCCCGAGCUAGCCAGAAUUUAGAAGAGAUGCGUGGGGUGAGGACUCCCAAGAAGCUGUGGGAGCGGCACAAUGCAGUGGAGGAAUAUCGGCAAGAGUUCAUAGCCAGGUGGAGGUCCUUAGACCUGGAUGUGCUGCUGACACCAGCUGUGGACCCUGCCUUCGAUGUAGGCUAUUCUGGCAAGGCAUUAGAUAGCUUCUCCUACUUGCACCUGUACAACGUCCUGAACUUCCCUAUUGGCGUGGUGCGGGUCACCAGUGUGACGCCGCAGGACGAGGAGGACCUGGCCUUCUACAAGGGAUACUACGGAGACAGUUCUGACACGUAUUUCCGGGAGGCCUUACAAGGAUCCGUGGGACUCCCCGUGGCAGUGCAGUGCAUUGCUUUGCCAUGGGAAGAGGAGCUGUGUCUCCGGUUCAUGAAGGAGGUGGAGACCUUGGUCAAGAACCACAGGGAACCAGAGUGAUAGGCCACUCCUUCUCCUGGAGGCCUUCCUACAGCCUCCUCGAAGUUGGCUUCUGAUGCCCCUUCUCAAGAAUACUGUAUGUGCCUCAUGUCUCCUCCUCCUUGAAGCCCACUGGAUUCCUUUUCUUUGUUGUCCUUCUGCAUGGGUACGCAAUACAUGGACUCUUCAGAUUGGCCCAAGAUGGGGCACAGGGUGAAGGGCUCAAUAAACAUUUCUGACUGGUC